Messenger RNA from Schizosaccharomyces japonicus yFS275, 1227 nucleotides. Its product is annotated as dual-specificity MAP kinase phosphatase Pmp1. The record is from RefSeq and is a predicted model, not a curated record. The coding region runs from base 1 to 1227 and encodes 408 amino acids. The transcript has a single exon. Gene Ontology annotation, molecular function: hydrolase activity; catalytic activity, acting on a protein; protein tyrosine/serine/threonine phosphatase activity. NCBI's taxonomy places the organism in Eukaryota, Fungi, Ascomycota, Schizosaccharomycetes, Schizosaccharomycetales, Schizosaccharomycetaceae.
AUGAAUUUACCAAGACUGGCAGAAUUGGAGAGACACGAGUUUGUAUCGAGCGACGACCAGAUGGAAACGUCUCAGGACGAAAAAGUUUCGUCUCCAACGACAACAACGAAAGAAAACACACCGACGUCGCCUAUGCCGUGGACGUUCAGCGGACCUUUGUCACCGACCGGGAAGCGGUCCGUUGCGUCUUCACUGUUGCUCUCACAGAACCGGCGAUCGUUGGCUGCACGAAAGCUACCCAAAGUCCGUAUCCAACUGUGUACGGCCAUCACGAACCCCGGCUGCAACAGCAUCAUCAGCUCUCCCACGCGUUCCUCCUUGAGCCCUAUUGAAAGUAACUCGACCGCAGGACGGUCGGCUUUUCUUUCUAAUGGCCUGAACGGUGUCCCUGUGAGCCCCGCCGCAGAGACGCCGUUCAUUCGCUCGCUUUCCGGCGCGAACCGGCCCUACCCAAAUGGGCCUGUAUGCAUAUACUCGUCCAACGUAUACCUUUACGCAGAGCCGACGCUUGCGAUUGUGCAGACGUUCGAUGUGGUUUUGAACGUAGCCAAGGAGGUGCUGAGCCCUUUUCCCACAGACGGACAGGUUGUUCGUGAUGAGCGGACGCACUUGGACGUUCGCCAGUUUGGAAACGUCAAAUAUGUGCAUGUGCCUUGGGAACACCACUCUACCUUCCCCCAAAACUUUGAUCGUCUUAUAGACUUUCUCGUACAUCAUGCCGUGUUUCUCAACCGGCGUGUCCUUAUCCAUUGCCAGCUCGGUGUGUCGAGGAGUGCAUGUUUGGUGAUCGCGUUUGUUAUGCGGACCCUUGGUCUCCCGUUGUCGGAAGCUUACGACUAUGUGAAGCAGCGGUCGCCCUGGAUAGGGCCCAAUCUGUCUCUCAUAUUCCAACUGUCCGAAUACCAGCACAACACACUCGGGGGCCGUCCACGGUAUACGAAUCGGUGCAUCACAUCGGGUGUCUCUUCGCACUGCCGCUCCUCCUCCUUCCAUCCGCCGGCAGUCGCGGCAACAGCAGCAACGGCGGCAGCAAUUGUUGCUACUGUUCCCAAUUCUACUUCUCCCUCACCUUCCCCGCCGUCAUCCAAGUCGGUCGCCGUUGUGCACGACGCUCUCCCUCCCAUUCAUCCCCAGUCGGCUACCUUUCCGCUCUCCUCUAAUCCACCUCUGCCCGAACUGCUCCUCCGGCCAAAGACCACGCCGUGUAUUCGCUACAACUAUCCUUAG